GUUAACGUUUAAAUAUAUCGUCGACCUAGAUUGAUAAUAUCCUAAACAUUGAUAAUAGUAUUUUGUGAAAAAUAAUUUUAUUUAGUUCAGAAUAUUAAACUAUCGUACAAUUGUAUAAUAAAAUGGGUGCAUUUGUUAGUCGACAAAAUGCUAGAGUAGAAGAAGUGGAUAACAACUCCAAUAAUGCUUAUAAGUAUCCACCAAAGUCUGGAAAUUAUUUCAGCACUCAUUUCAUCAUGGGUGGAGAAAAAUUUGAUACACCACAACCAGAAGCAUAUUUGUUCGGUGAAAAUAUGGAUUUGAAUUUUUUUAGUAAAUGCCCUACUACAUUCCCUUACCCACCACCUGAGGCUGGAGAACCAACUAAACCUCUAAAAAGUUUGGUUAAUAUUAGAAAAGAAUCGUUGCGUUUUGUACGCACCGAAGAAGGCAAAACUAUAUUUAAUAUAGAAUUUACUUUUGAUUGUGAUGCACCAUGUUCAAUAACCAUUUAUUAUUUUUGUACUGAAGAAUUUACACCUAGUGGAGUUUCAUUUAAUUGCCGUGAUCCAUCUAUGACAUCUGAAGUUUAUCAUUAUAAACGUGGUUCAAAUCAACAAUUCAUACAACCAUUACACAUGUUUGAUCCCAGUAUAUAUAGUACUGAAGAUUUAACAUAUAUAUUUAACAAAGAAGUUAUUCCAAUUGCCAUACAUUGUGUGGCUCAUGAUACUUCUGAAGAAACACGUCAGUCGCAUACUACAAUUGCAGUAGUAGAACAAUAUUCUGAUGGUUCUUACAUUUUAAAAGCUUUAAAACAAAAGUUGUUUGUUGAUGGUCUAUGCUAUUUGCUUCAAGAGAUAUAUGGCAUUGAAAACAAAAUAACAGAACCUAAAGAUUCUGGAGAUGAAGAUUUAGAAGAUGGUAGUUCUGAAUGUGUUAUUUGUAUGAGUGAUAUGCGAGACACAUUAAUUUUGCCUUGCCGUCAUUUAUGUUUGUGUCAGUCAUGUGCAGACUCUUUACGAUACCAAGCAAAUAAUUGUCCAAUAUGCCGAGUGCCAUUUCGAGCUCUUUUACAAAUUAAAGCUCUACAAAAAACAUUAGAUAAUAAUCAUAGAAUUGAUUUACGUACUCCAUAUGGUUAUGAAACUGUUCCUUUAAUUGAAGCUCUUAAUGGUCCAAAUUUUCGACGUUAUAGUAAUGCUACUAAAGUUCCUAGUGAUCCUUUAUUGGAAUCCUCACCAGAUAGUCAUUGUGUUGGGCUCACUAUGUCUAAAAUGAGUUUAGACAGGCUUUCAAGAAAAAAAUCUUGCAGUUUAGAUUCUCAUGGUGAAUCAUUAAGUCCUAGUGAUAACUCUUUAAGUUCCAAUGCAGCUACUUCGAGUAGUGAUAAAUCUUUCAAAGGAUCUAAUAAAGAUGAUGUAAAAACUAAAAAUCCAGUUAAGUGUAAGGACAAAGUAAAAAUAAUAAAUGAAAAAGCUAAUCCAGAAGAUGAGAUUCAUGAUGAAGACAGUGAAGCAGAAAAAAUGUCUCCUUUAUUAGAGUCUGAAAAAAGUAUUGAAAAGAAAGUUGAAAAUUCACAACCUAUUGCUGUUGAAAAAAAAGAAAUUAAUGUUAUUCUAAAUCAUGGAGCAGAAGAUGCCGAAUGUUAUGGUGAAUGCGCUGCACGAAUGUUAGUUACACAUCAUAAUGAAAAACCUCAACUUUCAAUAUCUCAGGAGAGGGUAUCAUUACCUGGUACUCCAAUGAGUACAGUAAGCCAACGUUCAAGUGGUGAGAGUUAUACAUCAGUUGGUUCUUCUCGUUUGUUAUUAGCAGCUUAUGAAAAAACCACACCAGUAUAAAAUAGAAUAACAUCAAUUUAAAUGUGCUACACAAAAAACUAAUUUUGACUAUAAUCUAUUUAUUUCUUUAUUUUUAUAAUUAAUUAU
Molecule: messenger RNA, 1910 nt
Organism: Sipha flava (yellow sugarcane aphid)
Lineage: Eukaryota; Metazoa; Arthropoda; Insecta; Hemiptera; Aphididae
Product: E3 ubiquitin-protein ligase MGRN1-like
Exons: 13
Coding region: 123-1823 (566 amino acids)
Biological process (GO): protein ubiquitination
Cellular component (GO): cytoplasm
Molecular function (GO): ubiquitin protein ligase activity
Source: RefSeq, a predicted model, not a curated record